Messenger RNA from Manacus vitellinus (golden-collared manakin), 5304 nucleotides. RefSeq names its product Rho guanine nucleotide exchange factor 10 (gene ARHGEF10). Gene Ontology annotation, cellular component: centrosome. The transcript has 28 exons. The record is from RefSeq and is a predicted model, not a curated record. Bases 42 to 4100 code for a protein of 1352 amino acids. Gene Ontology annotation, molecular function: guanyl-nucleotide exchange factor activity; protein binding. Lineage: Eukaryota; Metazoa; Chordata; Aves; Passeriformes; Pipridae. Gene Ontology annotation, biological process: actin cytoskeleton organization; positive regulation of stress fiber assembly; mitotic spindle assembly.
AGGGUUUUACAGUCCACUAAAGUUGCGGUGGAUACAUUAGGAUGGACACAGAGGAUUUCCCUCCCCCACCACCAGAAGUUCUAGAGCGUGAACCGAAAGCCGCGGGUACGAACGAGGAGGAGGAGGACGAGGGAGAACAGUUUGACUUUGAUAGUGGAGAUGAGAUACCAGAAGCAGACAGGCAAGCCAUUGUGCCACCUCCUGCUGAUCCUGGAAAUAACAUAGAGCACCAAGAGGCUGAUGCCACAGGAACUAAUAAUUUAGAAAACAGUGAGAAACUGCAAACAUCAGAACCUGCUGUGGAAGGUGCUCCAGCCAAAGUAAAUCCCUACUCAGUCAUAAAUAUUUCACCAAUCCAAGACAAGGAUCCAUCCUCAUCACCAGAACCAAGUCCUCAAGAUGAAUGUGCAAGUCCAAACUUGUCUGGUGGAUAUUCUGUUCCUGUCCCUUGUGGAUAUGCUGUGCCAUCUAACUUACCUUUGAUACUGCCAGCGUACUCCAGCCCUGUCAUAAUUCGCAGUGUUUCUGUAGACGAAGAAGGUAUACAGUCAGCAACUGAAGAAUGUCAUAAUUUUGUAAACUCAGAGGAGCCUCAAAAUAGUGAAGAUAAUCAGCCCAAUAGAGAGGAUGAUGCCCUGGCCAAAUGGGUUGCAGAUCCUGCAAAUACAGCAUGGAUGGAAAAUCCGGAUGAGGUAAUUUACGAUGAUGUGCCAAGAGAAGAUUCAGAGUCUGAACCAGAGGAAAUGAUUUAUGAUGAUGUUGAAAAUGGUGAUGAUGGUGGAAACAGCUCACUGGAAUAUGGUUGGAGUUCGAGUGAGUUUGAAAGCUAUGAAGAACAGAGUGAUUCUGAGUGUAAAAAUGGAAUUCCCAGCUCCUUCUUGCGAGGCAACCACAAGAGACAUCUUUCUCAUGACCUAACGCGUUUAAAGGAGCAUUAUGAAAAAAAGAUGAAAGAUUUGAUGGCAAACACUGUGGGAGCAGUAGAGAUUCAGCAACUAAAGCAAAAACAUGAGCUGAAGAUGCAAAAGCUUAUGAGAGCUGCUAGAGAAGGUACAAAAGAUGGACUUGAAAAGACAAAAGCAGCUGUGAAGAAGGGUCGUAGCUUCAUUAGAACAAAAUCUUUCAUUUCUCAAGAUCAUAGAUCAUCAUGUCUGGAAGAAGAAGAGCUAAAUUUAUUUAUUGAUGUGGACUGUAUGCAUACAGAAGCAAUUAUGACUCCUAUGCCUGAAGGAUUAUCACAGCAACAGGUUGUCAGAAGGUAUAUUUUAGGCUCUGUAGUUGACAGUGAGAAGAAUUACGUGGAUGCCCUUAAAAGAAUCCUGGAGCAAUAUGAGAAACCCCUUUCAGAUAUGGAACCAAAAUUAUUGAGUGAAAGAAAACUUAAAAUGGUCUUUUAUCGAAUUAAGGAAAUUCUUCAGUGCCAUUCGAUGUUUCAGAUUGCGCUGGCGAGUCGUGUGUCUGAGUGGGACUCUGUUGAAAUGAUCGGUGAUGUCUUUGUUGCUUCAUUUUCUAAAUCUAUGGUGUUGGAUGCAUACAGCGAAUAUGUGAACAACUUCAGUACAGCAGUAGGGAUUCUCAAGAAAUCAUGUGCCACCAAACCUGCCUUUUUAGACUUCUUAAAGCAGUGCCAGGAGUCAAGCCCUGAUCGCAUUACACUGUAUGGUUUGAUGAUGAAACCUAUCCAGCGUUUUCCACAGUUCAUUCUACUAUUGCAGGAUAUGUUGAAGAACACUAAUAAGGGACAUCCUGACAGAUUACCUCUACAGAUGGCUCUUACAGAACUUGAAACACUGGCAGAGAAGUUAAAUGAAAGAAAAAGGGACGCAGAUCAGCGCUGUGAAAUAAAACAAAUAGCAAAAGCAAUGAAUGAACGUUAUCUGAACAAGCUACUCAGCAGUGGAAACAGAUACCUCAUACGGACUGAUGAUAUGGUUGAGACGGUUUACAAUGACAAAGGAGAAAUUAUCAAAACCAAAGAACGACGUCUUUUCAUGUUAAAUGAUGUGCUGAUGUGUGCAACAGUAAAUAUUCGGUCUUCCUAUGAAAGCAGUGGCACCAUGACAACUGGCCAGAGGUAUUUAUUGAAGUGGAGUGUACCAUUGGGACAAGUGGAAGUCAUAGAGUACGGCAGCAGUGAGAGCCAAGGAGAAAACUGCAGGUUUCCACCCCAGCACUCUGCUGAAAACAUCAUCAUUAACUCUAAGCCAAACAAGCUCUAUAUGGGACCAGGGCAACUGUACCAUGAUCUGCAGAACCUUUUACAUGACUUGAAUGUAGUUGGUCAAAUUAGUCAAUUAAUAAGCAGCCUUAAAGGAAACUAUCAGAACUUAAACCAAUCUGUAGCCCAUGACUGGACCUCAGGUUUACAAAAACUGAUUUUGAAAAAAGAAGAUGAAAUCAGAGCAGCAGAUCGCUGUAGAAUUCAGCUGCAACUUCCAGGAAAACAGGACAAGUCUGGGAGGCCAACUUUCUUUACAGCUGUAUUCAAUACAUUUACCCCUGCCAUCAAACAGGCUUGGAUCAACAAUUUACAAAUGGCUAAACUAGCCCUUGUGGAAGAUAACCUAUUAGGUUGGUUCUGCGUAGAAGAUGAUGGAAAUCAAAUAAAAAAAGAGAAACAUCCUCUCCUUGUUAGACAUAUGCCAGUGAUGAUGGCCAAGCAACAGGAAUUUAAGGUUGAAUGUGCAGCUUAUAAUCCGGAGCCAUACCUCUCUGGAGAAACAGAGUCAGAUUCCUGUGCCAUGGAACAUGGCUUUCUUUGGAUUGGCAGCUGUACUAAUCAGAUGGGCCAGAUUGCAAUAGUCUCAUUUCAAAGCUCCAGCCCCAAGGUUAUUGAGUGCUUCAAUGUGGAAUCACGGAUUCUCUGCAUGGUCUACAUACCAGAGGAGGAGAAGCUGAAAGAGCAAAACAAAGCUUUAGACUCUGAAAAUGUUCUUGCAACAACUUCUAAUGUGCCUACUAUUUGCCUUGGCAUGGAAGAAGGAAGCAUUUCUAUUUACAAAAGUUGCCAAGGCUCAAAGAAAAUUCGACUUCAGCACUUCUUCACUCCUGAAAAAUCAACUGUUAUGAGCUUAACAUAUAGGUCUCAAUACUUGUUUGCUGGCUUAGUAAAUGGAAACAUCUCAAUCUACACAAAAGCAGAAGAUGGGACAUGGAACACAGAACCUCAGAAGACAGUUAAAUUGGGAGUUCUGCCUGUUAGAAGUCUGCUUGUGAUGGAGGAGACCAUUUGGGCUGCAUGUGGUGGACAAAUUUUUGUAAUCAGCACUGUGACGCAUUCUAUAGAGAACCAUUUUGAAGCCCACCAAGAGGAAGGGAUGGUAAUCUCUCACAUGGCUGUUGCUGGAGUGGGAGUCUGGAUUGCCUUCACAUCUGGAUCUACGCUUCGCCUGUUCCACACUGAGACACUGAAACACCUCCAGGAUGUUAACAUUGCCACACCUGUUCACAAUAUGUUGCCAGGGCAGCAGCGUGUCUCUGUGACCAGCCUCCUGGUGUGCCAUGGUUUACUGCUGGUGGGAACAAACCUGGGUAUAAUAGUAGCGUUACCAGUGCCUCGCUUGCAGGGGAUUCCCAAAGUAACUGGAAGAGGAAUGGUGUCAUACCAUGCACACAAUAGCCCAGUCAAGUUUCUUGUAACAGCUACAUCUAUAAACAAGAAGAACAGAAACAAAUUGAGGAACAGCCUGCCUCCUGGCUCAGAACCUAAGGACGAGGACCAGAAGAACAUUCUGCUCACUGAAAGACCAGGCUCUUCCCUUAGUAACACCCAUGACACUGCAAUUUGGCUGGGAGGUUCAGCAGGGUCCAUUGCACAAAGAAGUGACUUGUCAUCAUCUUCUGGAUCCCUUACUUUGUCUCAUGGAUCAAGUUCCCUAGAACACAGACCAGAGGACAGUAACAUUUAUGAGCUUCUGAAGGAUCAAAAUAUCUCAUUUAAAAGUAAAAGACAGAAAUCUAAGAAAAUGAAAGCGAGUUCAGUAUUAGUGAUUUCUGGUGGCCAGGGACACAGAAGAGUGAACAAGAAGACCAAGCAGCAGCGACAAGAUGAACUAGUGUCUUCAGUGAUGGUUUGGCAAAUCCCACUCUUAAAUAUAUAACUGAACUAAAUUCAGGAUCCUUUCUGCUAUUAAAAAAGUCUGUUAUCCUUUUCCAGCAGCUUAGGACCCAAACAGAUAGAAUUUAUACACUUGGAAGCAAUUUCAGUAGGCUUGGAUCACAGGAUUAAGGGUGCAAGACAGUCUUCACAUACUUAGAACAUUCUGCAGUGUUAGAGUACUGGAAAAUGUUUAGCCAUUGGUACUGUCCUUUAUACUUAAAACAAAAAGCAACUGUUAGGCACCUUUAAAUGGUUUUAGAAUCUCUUACCUUAUUUAUAUUCACAUUUAUAAAUAUCAUAAUUAUGUUCUGUAGCACUUAGGGAAGGCAAGUAAGACAUGCCAUGUCUCAUGCUGAUUUCUGCUUAUGUAAAUCAGCUAUUCUUUCUUUUUCCAAAGUAACAUAUUGCAUGGACUGUAGAUUUUAACAAAUUAGCAAAUAGUUUUAAACAAUUAGUAGUCUAAUGCAAGCUAAUAUUAAUUUGGAAAUAACUAUGAUAGUUUAUAAUAUCAUUCUGCAAACCCAAGUUUGGCUGGGACAAAACCAUCUACAUUAAUUGAUUGGUAUUUGUUUAUUUCAACAUAUAACAUAGAUUUUUAAAAUAUUAAUUUCUAAAGCUCAGUUUUAUUAAAACUGUUGCAGUACAAAAAGCACACUAAUUUUCUUGGUAGGUGCAAUGUGUCUGCAACUUGCCUUUGUUAUACAGAGAAAGUUGCAAAGAUUCAGUGGCCUUGGGCAAAUAGAAAACACAGAUACAGGACAGUUGUGCAUUGUAGAGCUCCUAACACAUUCUCCCCCUGGCAACUCACUAUCAAAGCUAAACAUGGACUGUACCACUUUUAAGGAGGCAUGCACAUCCAGUACAUUAAUAAUGAAAUUAUUAAUUAAGUCAUUAAUUGGGAAGAAAUAGACUAAUAUUGGAAUAUCUAUAGGAAGUGCAAGUAAUCACUGUAGGUCCUAUGUUGUUUGAGUUGUGCUGUGCCUUCAGGCAAACAUCAAUCAAAUAAUGUCACAGGGCAACAGCAGAGAUAUAGUCAUGUCUGAGUGGUGGACAUCUCUUUUCACCCAGUUUCAUCAAAGCAUGGUCAUGUAAAUGGGUGUUGGGAAAACAGCAUGCACAGCUUCAUUCACUGAGACAGACAGGCAGUGGCUUUGGCAGUGUUAGGGGGCUGUAAGUAGAGAUCUGAUUGAUGUUUUAUUAUGAAU